Theileria orientalis strain Shintoku is the source of this 642-nucleotide messenger RNA. RefSeq lists its product as uncharacterized. Lineage: Eukaryota; Apicomplexa; Aconoidasida; Piroplasmida; Theileriidae. The record is from RefSeq and is a predicted model, not a curated record. The transcript is spliced from 2 exons. The coding region runs from base 1 to 642 and encodes 213 amino acids.
AUGAACGAAACGAUCCCGACCAAGUCGGAAUUCUCAAAAAUAAAAACCCUGAAACCAGGGCUUAAGAACAUAUCGCUCUACGGAGUGAUCGUGGAGUUCCUGAACGAUCCGCCGCAAAGUACGACUGAAGCGAGAGCAUACAGGUACCACUACAGACUGGCAGACAGCUCAGGAAGCAUAUCGCUGGCAGUUCCGCACGGAAUCCUGCAAGACACGGUCUCGAAGCUGACAUCGUGUGUGAAGGCGUCAUCGGGACACAACUCAUCGAAAGUAGAAGAGUAUCUGUUUACAAAGAACCACUUUUUUGACAAGGAUUCCAACCCAGGCUUCGCAGUGAAGGAGGCGCAGGUGUUUUUAACGACGACCGGAGACCAAAGAGCCAUAAACUCGGAGUUUGAGGAGGACUCGGACUGGAACGGGUGGAGCGAGGACGAGGAGGUCGGCGGCGACUCGCUCAAGUGGCUGCUGCAGCCUGGGGACCUGAUAUACGUGCAGUCGGCGCUGACGACCUGGUCCCACGGGCAGCUCGUGCUCGUGCCCGGCGACUCGAAGCACAACUACGUAAGGAAGGUGGGCAGGCUCCCGGGCGAGUUUCGGCUGGAGCCGGACGUGAGCAGGCAGCUCUCGACUCAGAAGGACUAG